AUGGAGCCUCCUAGGCAGGCAGCAUGGAUGAUCCGGAAGAUCUUUCACAUGAGGAAAUUUUGGCCAAUGCUUGCAAGUCAACAACAACUACAGGACAGAGGUAAAUUUCAGAUCAAGUGUGCUUACAAAAUACUAAGAGGGGCUGUCACAACUGUUCCAUGGAGAGGACUAGUGUGCCAUAAUGUGGCAUGUCCAAAACAUGUGUUCAUACUAUGGUUGGCACUCCUUGGUAGAAUGAGAACAAAAGAUCUGCCGUUAAAAUGGGGUAUGGGAAUUAAUGGCACUUGUGUAUUGUGCAACAACCAGCCUGAGACCAUUGAACAUCUUUAUUUUGAGUGCACAUAUUCUCAUGAAAUAUGGCUGAGGAUUUUGCAAUGGUUGGGUUGGCAGAGGACUAUCUUAGAUUGGGGGAGAGAAUGGAAUUGGGUUCAACAACAUAGCAAGUCGAAAAAUCCUAGAAAUGUGCUGAAGGCUUGCUUUGCAGCAGUGGUAUAUGAAGUUUGGUGUGAAAGGAACUCUAGAGUAUUUCAAAGCAAAACAGUCACCAUGGAUAAGAUGAUACAUAUGAUACAAACUAAUAUGUGCAUACGAGUUAGGGAAAAUAGGAACUUGUUUGAUACUAUUUGUUCUUUAUAG
Molecule: messenger RNA, 636 nt
Organism: Lycium barbarum (goji berry)
Lineage: Eukaryota; Viridiplantae; Streptophyta; Magnoliopsida; Solanales; Solanaceae
Exons: 1
Coding region: 1-636 (211 amino acids)
Source: RefSeq, a predicted model, not a curated record